This is a messenger RNA of Coffea eugenioides, 2295 nucleotides long. RefSeq lists its product as uncharacterized. The record is from RefSeq and is a predicted model, not a curated record. The coding region runs from base 233 to 2077 and encodes 614 amino acids. Gene Ontology annotation, molecular function: DNA binding. The transcript is spliced from 7 exons. Lineage: Eukaryota; Viridiplantae; Streptophyta; Magnoliopsida; Gentianales; Rubiaceae.
AUUAUCAUGUGCAAGGUUCCGCGACAUCUAGACGAAGCAGCUGUGUGGCUCUCCAGGCACAGGCAGCUCCACUCCUCGCUGCUUCACUCUCUGCUUCCGCUGUCCCCGCCGCUUUUACCAUAUCCAACCGCCAAUUCUAACCUCCGGACUAAGUGUAUGGAAUUUCCCCGAGACGCCACCUUACCCUACCGCGCUAUCUGAAAAUCGUGCCCGUUUCCUGGAUGACCUCCCCAUGCCUUUAUUAGAUAUUGCUACUGCACGGUCUUGUCUUGGGAAUACUCCAUAUAUAUUUAGGUCUCAAAAUAUUCUACACCAUGAAUUUGUAUACAGAAAUCAGAAGGGAUUAUUGGCUUUUCCAUGGAAAUUUGUCUGUGUCCCUGAAAAAGCUAUCAACUAUAACCUGGGGAGGCUUCAUGUGUGUAGGGGUCGACUUGUGAUUAAGGCAGUUGCUACUCUUGAACCAACAAGAUUGGCCAAGAGAAAAGAUGAAUUUAGUUUGAGGGUUGAUGUUGAUUCAGGAAGUUCCGCUGUACCUCAUGGGAUUGAGCAGCAAUCCUCAAGUGACCACUCAACUGAACCUAAUGACAGAGAAAAGUUGAGAAGGAUGAGGAUUUCGAAAGCUAACAAAGGGAAUACCCCAUGGAACAAAGGAAGGAAGCACAGUCCUGAAACCUUACAGAGGAUUAGAGAGAGAACCAGGCUUGCAAUGCAGGAUCCUAAGGUCAAGAUGAAGUUAAUUAACUUGGGCCAUGCUCAAAGUGAAGAAACAAGGGUAAAAAUUGGAGUUGGUGUGCGAAUUGGGUGGGAAAAACGUCGCAAUAAGUUAAUGUUGCAAGAGACCUGCCUCUAUGAGUGGCAAAAUCUACUUGCAGAAGCUUCAAGAAGGGGUGUUCUUGGUGAGGCAGAGUUACAGUGGAACUCAUAUAAGAUUCUGGAUAAAAAGCUUGAGCAAGAGUGGGUGCAAAGCAUUGAAGAAAGAAAAAGAACACCAAAACCAAAGGGUAGCAAGAGAGCACCUAAGUCUCUCGAACAAAGGAGCAAGAUCUCCGAGUCCAUUUCAGCCAAAUGGGCUGAUCCUGAAUAUCGAAAUCGGGUUUGCUCGGGUCUGGCAAAGUAUCAUGGCAUAACAGAAGGGGUUGAAAGGAGGCCAAGGAGAAAGCCAAGUGUUGAUGGACAGACAAGGAAGAGAAGCCCUUCCAAGAGGAUAGUUGAUUCAGAUGAUUCUUCAAAGCCUGAACCCAAGAGCCAUAUUCAACGUGUAAUGUUGAAGAGGAGUAGCGUGGCCCCAUAUAAGGAUCCUUUGGCGAGUUCAAAAUUAGAGAUGUUAAAGAACAUCAGGGCGCAAAGAGCAGCUGCUGAGAGCAAGAAAACUGAAGCUGUUGCUAGGGCAAGAUUGUUGAUUGCUGAAGCUGAGAAAGCUGCCAAGGCUCUUGAAGUAGCUGCUGAGAAGAGCCCUGUAGCUCAGGCUUCCCUUGUCGAAACUAGGAAGCUAAUCGCUGAAGCUAUCCAAUCUAUUAGUUCCAUAGAUGAAGGACAGGAAGAAUUGCAAAAUGAUGGUGGAAGUAUAUCACUGGCUGCACCUGAAUUUGUUGGCCUGGCCAAGUUGGAAAUGAGUGAAAAUGUUGAAAAUCCAAACCAAAUUGUUAAAAGAAAAGUGAAUGGAGCUCAAACAUCAAGAUCAAGUAAUCGUGACCUUAUUGGGUUCAAAUUUGAGAAUACUGCUUUGCAAGAUUUAGGGGAUGCAUCGAGUGACAUGAUGGGGUUCAGUUUCGAGGAACCUGCAUUGGGAGGAUUAGUGAAUGGUACAGCGGACGUGCAGAAGCUCCGCCAAACUAGACUUGAAGAUUAUAGUGUGGCUUCUGUGUUGUUGGAUAGUGCCGGAAGGGUAAAGUCUUCCAGUUGCACAGACCGUAUGGUCGAUCCCGCAUUGAGCGGCAGCCCACAGCGUGAGGAUAACCCCCUAUUGAAUGGAGUAAAGUCCUCCGAAUCUGGUAACGAAGAAAAAUUAUCUAAGUCAGCUAGUGUGACUAAGAAAUGGGUUCGUGGAAGACUGGUUGAAGUGGCUGAAGAAAGUUAGCUUAGUUCAACGUACAUGGUAGAUUUGAUUGAUGCUGCAGAUCUUCCCAUCAGGCUGGAGGUAUAGUGUAGAUCACCUGGUAAUCUGUGGUUACGUCGGAUGGAAUUUCUUACCACAGUAUUGUUCGAAAAUCUUUGUUCUAGCUAUAUAUGAUGAUGACUAUCUAGUAUAAUCAUUUAAUUUAUACCACCAGGGAUAUGAUUUAUUGCCCAUGUCCA